This is a messenger RNA of Vitrella brassicaformis, 4136 nucleotides long. The record is from the annotation of a GenBank genome assembly. Lineage: Eukaryota; Vitrellaceae.
GCAGAAGGGAAUGGAUGAAUUGGGCGGCGAGGAAAGUGGCAAGAGAUGCCAAUGGUUCAGACAACACUCUGGUGAGCCAAAACCAUCAGGCAGCGACUGGCCUGAUUGAUAUGACUGACUGACUGAAGAUGACUCACUAUGACUCACCGCUGUUUGCUUGUGUUGGUUUGCAGCCAAAUGGGCAGCGAUCGAGUGCACGAGGUGACUGGCAUCAAGAGCAGACAGGCAAAGAUCUCGUCAUCUCUGCAUUGAUUGUGCACUUGCUUCUCUCGCCCUGCCCUGUGGUUCUCAGCUACUGGAAGGCCCUUCCGCACUUUCGCAUGAAAUACACCAACGAUGCACUUGAACAAGACUACCACGUGUUCCUCUACAAGGUGAGUCAGUGAGUGAGAGCACGAGCGCAUCUGUUGCAUCGUGAGUGAAUGAGAAGCUGUCCUGGUGAAUCGCGUGCAGGAUUCUCGCGAGGUCGUCCAAAGCUUGGCGCUGGCGGGGUCUCUGUGCAUGUUUAUAAGUCUGAUCAUCCGCACGCCCACUCGCGACGCAGCCGUCCACUCGAGCUUCGCCCGCGUGCUGAUCCCGCUGCCUUUCGCGGUCGUCAUCUUCAUGUAUGUGGCCUUCAACAGGCGGCUGAUUGAUGGCUAUGUCUGGUGGCGGCUGCGAACGUUCAGGGACAGCAGCAGCAGCAGUGGUGGCGACGUCGGUGCGGCGCGGCGUCGGUAUGUGCUGCAGUAUUUGGAGUGGGAGUGGGCUGUGUCCUUCGUUGUGUUCUUCCUGGCGGCCUGCCUGAUGCCCCUCCACGGCAGAUACACAUACACUGCUGAGUAGGCACACACACACACAACGCGGAAGGAAGGGAGGGAGAGCGUGCACUGUGUUGUCAAUGUCCCGUGUGGUUCAGUGACGGGUUCACUUGGAGCACCCCGCGGAUACGGUGCUUCCGAUACUAUGGUCGGUGUGCCACAGUCAGAUCUUCUCUUCACACGGGUGUGGUGUCUGUGGAUUUGCUGAUAACUUUCAAUCAGGUGUGGGCAUAGUGGAGGUGCUGGUGCUGUGUCUGGGGUGGCUCAUCUUCAAGUGCAGCAGCUUUCCCUCGUUCUUCCUGGUCCUGGGCAAUCUCAUUAUGCAUUUUGUGCUUGAGUUCGGCUCGGGCGUGCCGAACGAGCCAAACAUGGAGGGGCGCAGCUUCAUAUCUUACACCCUCCUCGCCAUCCUACUCAUCUGCGGAUCACGGCAAAUGGAACUGGUCAGUCAGUCAGUCUUGGAGGGAGUGCUCAAAGAGACGGGAGAGGGAGGGAUAUUGGCUGCCGUGUGUGCAAUGCGGCCUUGUUCUCGCUGCUUGUGUGUGCAGGUGUGCCGGACGAUGUUGUACCAGAAACACAAGGUGGGGCCGGCGGCUGGUUGGCCACCGCUCUUCUCUUAACGCCGUAGUCCACUUGUGUUGUGGGUGUCAUCAGGUGGCUUGUGAGAAAGAGGCCAAGCGACAACUGCUGGAAUCCUUCGCUCAGAUGGUCGGCAUAGCAGCGUGGGAAUGGGAUACAAGGCUUCCGGUCCGCAAAGGUGAGAUGAGACAGAAGCACAUCACCCCGCCCAAAAAAAAGCACACACACACAUCCUCACUGUUCCUGCCUGUGUUCGUUCAUGUGUGUGACACAUGCAGCCUGCUACCAGACAAGGGUGAUCGCGGCGUUGACUGGCCGUCCCCCGACAAGUGACGAUAACCCCGCCGAGUCCGUCAACCAACCGCGGUCCUCUCCCUCCGGCACACCGGAGUCUCUCCCCUCGUUCGCGUCUGCGCACGAACGGCGCGCCGCGUGCUGGUCCCGCAUCUUGUCGCUCUUCAAGUGGACGUGUUGCUGCAAGAAGAAAAGAGGGAGGGCGGUGGCAAGCCGUGAUGACGGGAGGGCAAGCAAGGGGCGAGAGGAGAGCAGCGGCGUGUGUGUGGAACAGUGCGUGCAGCCAGAGAGGAAGGGCGAGAUGGUUGAGGUGGUUGCGGUGCGGGACGAGGCGUCGACUGCACCGUCGGCCAAUCUCCCAAGGCCAGAGAGGGAUGCUGGGGCUGGCGUGACGGCAGCCGUGGGUGAAGAGGCGCCGGCAACGACGAGUGAGUGAAGGGUCAUCACACAUAAUCCGGGCUGUAUGUGACCGACAUCCUUACCUUGCGUCAGGCUUUCCUUGUUUCGCUGGAUUCUGGACAUCGCAUGUGGUGCCGUCUGACCGAGACAAGAUCGAGCAGGCCAUCGUCAAGUGUGCCGAAGACGGACAGCCCUUCGAGAUUGAGGUAUGUAUAUGUACGGGAACGAACUGACAGACACAGAGUGGAUGCAGGCAUGGUUCUCUAUCCUCUCUCAGAUCAUGUAUGAGAGGGCUGAUGGCCAGGUUCGGUGGUUCCGGUGCGGGGGCAGGAAGGAGCAGCCGCAAGGGGCGUUGCUGUACGGUUUCAUAAAGGUGCAGUCAGUGCAAGGAUGAGGCAAUCAAUGAAAUGCAGGGGUUGCCAGGCCAACAGACUGGCCAUUCCGUCUGUGUGUGUGUAUAUAUGCCCAGGACGUGACAGAGGUGCGUCGGGCAUCUAAGGCGCAGGAGAAGCAGCUGCACCUGCUGCAGAGGGUUGCAGAUGCCACCCUUGAUGCAACUGCCGUCGUGGACCUACAGGCAAGUAGGGGGGAUGCACACAGUCAGCCAGCGAGCCAGCAAUGUGGUGGUGUGUCGUGUGUGAGUGCAGGAGGAAAUGAUUGUCGAGAGCUCCCCGCUUUUGAACCUGUGGCAGCGGAGGCCUAUGGAAGGUAGGUACCCACGCCAGUUCGAUGGAUGGAUGGAUUGAGGGUGCUUCUUUUUCUUGUGUUGUGCCUGUCAGGAGCGAGUCUCUGUGAGCUGCUGGAUGCCUCGACCAUCAAGAGCGUCAAGAUCGACGUGUCCAUCUGUGAACACCCCCCUGCACUAAGGGCCCGCAUACAUCGCAGAUUCGACAACACACAGGCAGAGGUACACACACAACAGCCAGCACACAUGGGGGACUAGACAGCUAGGCAGCUGCUGUGGCGUUGCAGUGUCAGCUGUUGGCUUUUGUCGACGAGAAUGACCCGGCAAUGGUGUUCCUGGGGUUCCAGAACCUGCGUUCUUCCUCUCCGCCGUUCCUGCCCCUCAAGCUGCUGCUGGUGCAGCCGCCGUCUCGGCGGCAGCCCCCACCAUCGACGUCGACGCAGCAGGCCUCAACACCCUCACUCAGCAGAAGUGUGGAGAGCCACAGGCUUGACGAGGCCCCCCCUCCACCCCCACCCUCCUACCCCCCACCCCGCUUAUCUCAGCCGCAGCCGACGUCGUCGUCCCAUUCGCAUCACUAUCAUUCGCGGCAGGGUAAUGUGAUUGUUCAGAGGGAGAGGGAAGAGCCGCCGGCGUACACGCCUGAUGACGAGACGCAUACCUAUGGGACCGAUGAGGGCGACCCCUUCGAGAUCGAGAUGCCCCCGCAUCAGCACCAUAUGCUUUACGGGCGGGGGCAUCCCAUUCCAUCAAGGAAAGCCAUGGGUGACUGACACAUGACAUGAAUGGGCCGGGCCCUUGUGUGGAUGUGUGUUUUGAUUGUAUUGUAUGUGUAUUUUGGGUGUGCACAUCACAUUCGUUCGUAUGGGUGGCGGGGAUUGUGCAUGCCUUUCCAUGCAUCAUGUGUUCCACUUAGUGCGGGUGCCUGCAUGCCUUCAUUCAUCGGGAUUGAUUCAUCAAUCAACUGGCAGCCCUAGUCUGCCUGCCUACCGUGUGAGCCGAUCGAUGUAGGCAGUGAGUGCCAUUGGUGCUAGCUAGGUCAGUCGGCUGUCUGUGUCGGUCGAUUUGACGUGACCGACAUUCAUUUUUGUCGCCUUGCCGGCCGGCCAUGUUGAUGGGCCAGACAUGUGGUGGGUGCACUGCAUGGACGGUGCACUGCCAGGGCGCUGCUCCCUCUUUCUCUUCCUCUCUCUCCCUCUCCCUCUCCCUCUCCCUCUGUGUGUGUGUGUGUGCGCGCGUACGUGUGUGUGUCAAUGUGACUGAAUACGUAUGAGUAUGGAUGUGGUGAUCUAGAUCUAUGGAUUGUUUGCCGGUCUGUCUGUGUCUGUCUGAGGGGAGUAGACAUUCAGACUCUCUUCUCCGUGCUCGCGGUGCUCUUC